Molecule: messenger RNA, 618 nt
Organism: Meloidogyne enterolobii
Lineage: Eukaryota; Metazoa; Nematoda; Chromadorea; Rhabditida; Meloidogynidae
Source: the annotation of a GenBank genome assembly
GAAAUGAGUGUGUCAUCUUCUGAUUAUGAAGAGAUGGUUUUGUUACCCCCAAGUUAUCAUGAAACACCUCCUAGUUAUGUUGAGACAUCAGAAACAUCCCUUAUGGAGCAAAACAACAUUAGCAACAAUCUAAUAUCAUAUCUUCCUCAAGUAAGGACGAGUUUGUCUUCUUCUAAUAAUGAUGAAUUACUCUCUUCACCUCCAAGUUAUCAUGAGGCGCCUCCUGUUGAGGCAGCAGAAACACACCUUUUAGAACAAAACAACACUCAAGAUACAAACGACACUCAAGAGAAUACCAAUCAACAGUCAAAUAUUCCUCAACGUAACUGCCAAACGUGUAAACAACGAAUUAUCACUAGAAUAAUGAUUUUAAAAUGUUUGUGUAUAUUCUGUAUUUUAGCAUGGAUUUUCGUAAUUAUUGUUAGAUUUGAAGACAACAGAGGGAGACAAUGCGAAUCAGUUAUUCUAAAAAUACUUAAUUCAACAAAGUGUUUGGAACGAAAUAUUACACAAAAUAAUAGUAAGUCUGAAAAUAUUUUAGGAAAACGCCAGAGUACUGUUAAAAACUUUUGGAAGGUAGAUACCUAUAUCUUUAAUUUAUGUAUCACAAAUGAGUGA